Pochonia chlamydosporia 170 is the source of this 3369-nucleotide messenger RNA. Its product is annotated as calcium-transporting ATPase 3. The transcript has 3 exons. Gene Ontology annotation, molecular function: ATP hydrolysis activity; P-type calcium transporter activity; ATP binding. Bases 1 to 3369 code for a protein of 1122 amino acids. Gene Ontology annotation, cellular component: plasma membrane. Gene Ontology annotation, biological process: calcium ion transmembrane transport; intracellular calcium ion homeostasis. The record is from RefSeq and is a predicted model, not a curated record. Lineage: Eukaryota; Fungi; Ascomycota; Sordariomycetes; Hypocreales; Clavicipitaceae.
AUGGCUGAAUUCCCAAAGCAUCCGUUCCUCCUGACUGUGGAGGAGACGGCACAAGCUCUCAAUACCGAUAUUGAUAGAGGUCUGACUACGGCUCAAGUUACCGAGCUGCAGCAGAAAUACCCCAAAAAUGAACUGGACGUGGGUGAUACGAUCCCAUGGUACAGCAUUCUUACCAAACAAAUUCUCAAUGCCAUGAUUAUCGUUCUGGCAUUUGCCAUGGCUCUAAGCUUUGGCAUCAAAGACUACAUCGAAGGUGGUGUACUCGCCUUUGUUAUCGGCCUCAAUGUUACCAUUGGAUUCUGGCAAGAGUAUCGCGCUGAGAAGCGGAUGGAUGCCCUGCGUGCCUUGUCUUCGCCUAGUGCCAUGGUUCUCCGAGAUGGCAAAACACAAGUCAUUUCAAACCCUGACGUCGUGCCAGGAGACAUUAUUCUGCUCAAGAUGGGUGAUACCGUGCCUGCAGAUAUGCGCAUGUUUGAGGCUAUGAACCUCGCAUGUGAAGAGGGCCAGCUUACUGGCGAAUCCAUCCCCGUCGAAAAGAUUACCGAGAACAACAUUGUUACCCCAGGUACCGAAAAAGUUGCUGUUUCUGAGGACGAGAUCGGCAUUGGUGAUCGGGUUAACAUGACAUAUGCUACAACCGUUGUCCGCAAGGGCAGAGGUCGAGGUAUCGUCACAGCCACGGGCAUGACCACUGAAGUCGGCAAGAUUGCAGCUUCCACCGCCAAAAAACAGCGAAAGGCCGGUCGGUCCAUGAACUGGCGGAAAUAUGGUAAGAAGCAGCCAGUGGUUGGCCUGGCCAAACGAACAUACGACAUCAUUGGCAAGUUCCUGGGUUUGACUGAAGGCACUCCGUUGCAGCGAAAGCUGUCUGCACUAGCAUACGUACUUUUCGGCUGUGCCAUCCUCCUUGCCAUGGUUGUGUUUGGAGUCAACCAUUUCAAUUUGAGAAACGAGGUCAUCAUUUAUGCCACGUCUCUUGGCAUCGCCAUUAUUCCCGAGUCUCUAGUCGCCGUCUUGACGAUUACCAUGGUCGUGGCGGUAACAGUCAUGCGAAAGGCCAAUGUGGUAGUCCGAGAUCUCUCUGCUCUCGAAGCUCUUGGUGGUGUGACAAAUAUUUGCUCCGAUAAGACCGGUACCUUAACUGAAGGAGCCAUGAUUGUUCGCAAGGCGUGGAUACCAGCCUCACACAUCUAUACUGUUCGCGAGUCACAAAGCCCUAAUGACCCGACCAAGGGCCGUGUCACGUAUUCCCAGAGCAAAGAUGAACCGACUCCCGAAAAGGAAGAACCCAAACGGGACUAUGACAGGGAACGCAGUGCCGCCGUCCUCAAGUUUGACGUCCCCGAUGAGAAACUCAACCCCAAGCCUACAAGGAAGGAUCCCGAGGCGGAGCCUGACACGAAGAUGACGGACGAGCUUCAAGCAUUCCUAUUAUCCACUGCACUCUGCAAUCUUGCCACCGUUCGCUACGAUGAAGAGGAGGAAAGGUGGCAGACGACUGGCGAGCCCACCGAGAUUGCUCUUCAGGUUUUUGCCCAUCGGUUCAAUCAGGGCAAGAAGAGCCUUGAAUCAAGGGGUUGGAAGCAGCUUGCUGAGUUCCCAUUCGACAGUUCUAUUAAACGCAUGUCUGUUAUUUACGACGCACCUGCAGGAGCAAGCGGCUCAAUUGUGGAGAGUGACCAUAGCAUGGUUUUCACCAAGGGUGCUGUUGAACGAAUCCUGGAUUUAUGUUCCUACAUUGGCACGGGUUCUGAACAGCAGCCAAUCUCCGACGAGCUCAAAGAGGAUGUUCUUAACCAGAUGAAUACCCUCGCAUCUCAAGGUCAACGAGUUCUUGCUAUUGCUUACCGCCCAUGGGACGGUCGAUAUACCUCCAAACAGUCAUCAUCCGCUGCGGAAGAUGAAGAGCUUCGCAAGGAUGUGGAAAAAGAUCUCGUUUUACUUGGACUUGCUGGAAUUUACGACCCUCCCCGCCGUGAGACGAAGCCGUCCAUUGGAGAGUGCUCUCAGGCUGGUAUCAAGGUUCAUAUGCUUACUGGUGACCACCCUGAAACGGCCAAGGCAAUUGCCAAGGAGGUCGGCAUCAUUCCCAAGAACCUUGGCGUUCUUCCCGAGAAGGUUGCCCAGUCUAUUGUUCAGAAAGCGACCGAUUUUGACAAGAUGACUGACGAGGAAAUUGACGCUCUCGAGGAGCUUCCUCUUGUCAUUGCUCGUUGUGCCCCCGACACAAAGACUCGUAUGAUUGAGGCGCUCCGACGACGGGGUGCUUUCAUGGCUAUGACUGGCGAUGGUGUCAACGAUGCCCCUUCUCUGUCUCGUGCGGACGUCGGUAUCGCCAUGGGCUCUGGCUCAGAUGUCGCCAAGUCUGCCUCCAAGAUUGUGCUGACUGACGACAAAUUCAACUCUAUUGUUGCUGCUAUCCGCGAAGGUCGUCGAAUGUUUGACAAUAUUCAGAAGUUUGUUCUGCAUCUUCUCACCUCUAACGUCGGUGAGGUCAUUCUCCUGAUCGCUGGUCUUGGCUUUGUAGAUCACACAGGAUUCUCUGUCUUCCCAGUCUCGCCUCUGCAGAUUAUCUGGAUCAACAUGGUUACGUCUUCCUUCCCUGCUUUUGGUCUAGGUCGGGAGGCUGCUGCUGCCGACGUGAUGCGCAAACCUCCUCAGGACAAGCGCCGUGGUGUGUUCACGAACCAGAUUAUCGUCGAUAUGAUCGUUUACGGUAUCAUCAUGGGCGCAUGCACAAUGUGCACCUUUGUGAUCAUCAUCUAUGGUGCCAACAAUGGCGACCUUGGAGAAAACUGCAACACAGAAUACACCGAUGUUUGCAAUGCCGUCUUCAGGGCACGCGCGGCCACGUUUGCCGAGUUAACGUGGCUGAUUCUUAUCUCAGCCUGGGAGUUCAAGAGUCUGCGGCGAUCCAUGUUCCAUCUCAACCCUGACGAUGAUAGCCGAUUCCCCGUCUUCAAGGACCUGUACAGCAACCGCUUCCUCUUUUGGUCUGUCAUUCUCGGAGGGUUAUCCGUGUUCCCCGUCGUGUAUAUCCCUUUCCUCAACACCAAGUUCUUCAAGCACAAGGGUAUUUCGUGGGAAUGGGCUUUGUCUAUUGGUUUCACAAUGAUCUUUGUUGCUGGAAUCGAAUUAUGGAAAUUCAUUAAGCGGCGCUUCCGCUUGCUCGAAGAUCGUCCAGUUCAGCGAGGCUCAUGGGGCCAGGGAGGACCCGAUGACCAAGGCCCUAAGUUCCGCAAGACCAUGUCAAUGUCGAGCUUCAAGACUUGGGCAUCGUUCUCCCGAAAGGACACCGGCGACUCUGUAUCCCGGUACAGCUCCUCGCGUGGCAACCAAGGCGCUGUCCAAGGAACUGAACAGGUAUAA